AUGUCGUUCUUCUAUGUGCGGAAUGAGAACCCGGCCUUCGAGCGGAUCAACCUGCCGGAGUACAACCUGGCACCGCCAGUCGGUCGGAUCAACUGGGGCUACAACGCCAGGACGACGGACCCAGACGCGGAGGUGAACCAGCUCUGGGACUUCCUGGGGGCCUGCCUUUUCGACCGCCAGGGCCUUGAGGACGGCGACCUCGCGCAGAAGGUCUGGACGCCGGAUCACGCUGAUCCGGCUGAUCAAGCCGGCGACCAAGCCGGCAACGACGAGCUGCUGCAGCUAGUCCAAUUAUCAUCUCCAUCGCCGGAAUUGCAAGAUCAUCGCCGCCGGAGCCCGCAGAACAUCUACAUCGACUGGAGCCUCGCCAAGCUCCGCCGCUGCACCAGGAGCUUCUUCACCCUCAACAACCUCGCCUCGUACCUCUCCACGAUCGCCGGCGGCCUGGGAAACGCCUGCGCCGACCGACUGCAGGUUUUGGCAACCGCACCGCAGCACGCCGAGGAGGCCCCACCCCACCCCGCCGGGCCAUCCCUCAUCUCGCUCGAAUCACCAGACUGCCACUCGCCACCCACCCCCACCACAACCCAAAAGGUAGAGCCAACGCCCAGAUUUUUUCGCCAAGAGCGCCACCAAGAGCGAGCGAGCCAGCGCCAGAGCUUUUUCUCCACCCCCCGACAUGACGCCGCAUCUAGCCGUGUCCUCCCACCCCGCGCACCACCUGCCCGACGCGCCGCCGCACCGCCGCCGCCGCCGCCGCCGCCUCUGCCCGCCGCGCGCCGCGCGGGCCGGCCCUCGCUCCGAUGCCGCGCCGCCGCCGCCACGGCCGCCGCCGUGCCGCAGCCGCCGCGGGCGCCCGACGCGGCGGCCAGGACCAGGGUCUUCGUCGUCUCCGACCUGCACACCGACUACCAGGAGAACAUGGACUGGGUGCGCCGCCUCGCCGUCGGGGUCGGCCCGCCCGACGCCGGCGGGGUCAACGCGCUCGUCGUCGCCGGGGACGUCGCCGAGACCAGGGACAACUUCGCGCGCACCAUGGGCGCCCUCAGGGACCAGUUCGACGCCGUAUUCUACGUGCCGGGGAACCACGACCUCUGGCUGCGCCGCGAGGAGGACGGGCGAUACAUGGAUUCGCUGGAGAAACUGACUGCAUUGCUUGAUGCGUGUAGUGAGCUGGGUGUGGAUACAGGCCCCAAAACUAUAGGUGACUUAGGGAUCAUACCAUUGUUCUCAUGGUACCACAAGAGCUUUGAUAAGGAAAAGGAUCUUACCAGUGUGCGUGUUCCUUCAUUAGAGAUGGCUUGUAAAGACUUUCAUGCUUGCAAAUGGCCUUCAGAAUUGGGAAGUGAUGAUGAGGCUCUUGCUCUUUACUUUGACCAGUUGAAUGACAAAUACAACGAUGCUAUUGAAGAAGUAAAAAAGAACAGCAAACAGAUACUAACUUUUUCACACUUUGUACCAAGGCAAGAGCUAUGUCCAGAAAAGCGAAUGCUUUACUAUCCGAACCUUCCGAAGGUCAUCGGCUCUGAUUAUCUGGAGAGGAGGUUGAGAGCUAUACACAACAACGCUGAAGGUGGAGCAGCCUGCCAUGUAUUCGGACAUACACAUUUCUGUUGGGAUUCUAUGAUUGACGGAAUCAGGUAUGUACAGGCACCUCUAGCAUACCCCAGAGAAAGGAAACGGAGGAUGAACGGAGGCGAAGGAUGGUUGCCAUUUUGUGUAUACCGUGAUGGCUUCAACCCUGAAAUAUAUCCGGCUAUAUGGUCUGACUAUUACAAUAAGAACAAAAGGGAGCCUGAGAACACUCAGCUCGCCCCGUGGGUUGCCAAAUAUUUUAGGAAGUACUACUGACCCCCUUGUUUGCCAAAAAAAGCCGGAGAGCUGUCCAGGGCAGCGCUGAAAACCUGCAUUUACCAAGAGGAAAAAAAUGAAGAAAAGGAGAGAUUGACGUUUUACAUGUACAUGUUUUUUUUUUUUUCUUUUUUUGCGUUCUUUCUUGUUUUCACCUUGCUACAACUCACAGCUCUUGGGCAGUGAAGAGCCCACUUGUGUUGGAUGUAUGCUAAAAAAAUAAUGUAAAGAUCCUUGUAAAGCAGUCUUGCUGCAAAGAUAGUGAGAUGCAGAAGCCAUUAGAUAUCUCUGUUCA
Molecule: messenger RNA, 2146 nt
Organism: Lolium perenne
Lineage: Eukaryota; Viridiplantae; Streptophyta; Magnoliopsida; Poales; Poaceae
Molecular function (GO): hydrolase activity
Source: RefSeq, a predicted model, not a curated record